CGUCAUGGUAGCUGCUGCAGCAUAUGGAGAAUAAGGGCGUGCAAGGACGACAAGCGCUGCUGCGUGUUUCAGGAGACAACGAAUGCACAAAUCACUGGCGACGUCGGUCAACCGGGAGAGGGUGGACAGCGCAGCAACUAGCUAACGUGUUAGCAAAGCUGGUGAGCAGUGGUCUGAAGCGCUCUCGUUUGGCGAAUAGGCGUUAGCUGCGUGGGGGCGGGCGCAGGGAGGCGAGCAGUCGUGGCGUGCCUGCAGUUGCUCCGUUGAAGUGGCUUUUCCGGCAAGUUCGCGGUAGCGCCCACGGUGCAGGCCCGGGGGCGCAUAUGUUACAUCUUAGCGUCCAACACACGUAUUUGACUAGGCUCGGCCGCUCGCUCGCCUCCAGACUUUGUGCCGCGGGAUGUCGUGUCAAAUCAUUUGCAAGUCACGUCAAACAACGCAGGCGACGAGGCGCACAAAAUAAAAUUAUACAUGUACACAACACGCACCACACAGUAUCGCACGCGUGCUCAGCAGAACACUAAUGGCCCCUGCAGGCCGCGCCUCCGCGGCGCCCCUGUCGCUGCUGGCGCUCGUGGCUUAUUGCGCCGCGCUGCUCGCCGCCCCCGCGAGCGCCGGCUCUCAGGGCUUCUUGCCUCGUCGCGCCCUGCUGCAGACGUGCCUGACCUGCUCGGGCCUGACCACCUGCAUCAAGGCCACCUGCCUCUACACAGACGGCACCGUGAAUUAUGUCUCAGUCAACCUGACCUCCUGCAAGGGCGCUUCCAUCAGUUGGUUUUGCUGCCAGCAGAACAGCUGCACCACCACCGUCUGCGACAGCACGCAGGUCAAUGGCGCCACGUGCAACAACGUGCUGACCUCCGUCGUCACCACAGCUGUCGGCGCCACCUCCGUCAUGCUGCAGGUCCACGACGGCCGCCUGAUUGGCGACUACGACUGCGGGGCCCCAGGCAACUCCUGCUGUGGCGGUGACGGCGGCGCGUGCGGCAGCGGCUCCAACGUGUGCGAUGACGUGGUCGUUCCCAUCGCCGGCGUGGACACGUGCAGCUCCCGCCCUCCGUCGCCUGCGCCGCCUUCGCCGAAGCCGCCCAGCCCCGCCCCUCCCUCGCCCAAGCCACCCAGCCCGCCGCCCAGCCCCGCGCCGCCCUCGCCCAAGCCUCCCAGCCCGCCGCCCAGCCCCGCGCCGCCCUCGCCCAAGCCUCCCAGCCCGCCGCCCAGCCCCCCCCCCAGCCCACCGCCCAGCCCCGCCCCUCCUUCUCCUGAGCCCCCGUCGCCCAAGCCGCCCAGCCCCGCCCCUCCGUCCCCGAAGCCGCCCAGCCCCGCGCCGCCUUCUCCUGCUCCGCCUACCUGCCCCCCGGGCUGCCGCUGCACCGACACCGCCUGGGGCUUCCCUCUGCCCAGCCAGUUCCGCAACGCUGACCUGAGUUCCACCGCUGAGUUGCCGCUGACCGUCGACCCCGGCUUCGGCGGCGCCGUGUUCUGGAACUCGCGCCAGGUCGGCGGCGCGUGGGGUGGCUGGUUCCGCAUCACCGCGCCCGGGUCCGGCUCGCUGACCCUGGGUAUCUGUGGCGGCUGCGGUCAGAACGUGGUGGGCAAAGGCUACUACUUCGGAAACGGCUUCUCCAUCACCUUCAACUCCUUCACCACGUGAGUGCAAUGUAUGCGUGCAACACCACCACACAGUCACACACCUUGAACUACUGGGUCGUGGGGCUGGUCCCGUGGCGCAGGGUUCU
Molecule: messenger RNA, 1736 nt
Organism: Chlamydomonas reinhardtii
Lineage: Eukaryota; Viridiplantae; Chlorophyta; Chlorophyceae; Chlamydomonadales; Chlamydomonadaceae
Exons: 7
Coding region: 524-1651 (375 amino acids)
Source: RefSeq, a predicted model, not a curated record